CUUGGAGCAGACGUGGAGAUGACUUACCUUGUGUUGAUGAGAGUGGCUUCCCUUGUGGCUAGCCAUUUAUCGUCGUCGACACAACUAAAGCUGGAUAAUAGAGAGGCUACCAGUACAAGAUUGAUCGCUAAACAUGAAGUGGAAAUGUCUUUUGUAUUCUGGAAGCAAAACAGUCCAUUGGAACUGUAUCAGAUGUGUUAGCAGCACCAGUUCCAACACCAGUUCCCCAUUCAGCAUUCUUUUCUUUGGCACAGAUCACUUUGCUCUCCCUACACUUAAAGCCCUUCAUAAAGAAAGAUUAAACAGCUAUAAUAUUUCAUCAGUAGUCAGCAAACUUCAUGUUGUAUCUACAUCCAACCAGUCACCUGUUGCCCAGUAUGCAGUCACCCAGGGCAUAACACUGCUUCCAUGGCCACUAAAGGAUAUACACGACAAAUUUGAUGUGGGAGUUCUUGUUUCCUUUGGACGUCUGGUACCUAGUCGAGUCAUUUCUAUGUUCCCUCUUGGCAUCUUGAAUGUUCAUCCAUCAUUGCUGCCUCGCUGGCGAGGUGCGUCACCUGUACAGCACACUGUCCUGAAUGGUGACCCUGAAACAGCAGUCAGCAUCAUGAGUAUUCAGCCUCGGCACUUUGACACUGGCCCACUGGUGAAGCAGAAACAACUCUGUUUUCCUUUCGGCUGGAGUGCAGCUGAUCUCUCUACAUAUCUGGCUGAGGAGGGUGCUGCAUUGUUACUGGAAACGCUAUUGGAGAUGCCUCAUAUUUUGACCACAAGUUGGCCCCAAUCUUCUGUUGGUGUGACAUAUGCUCAUAAGCCAUUGCCACACAUGAGUGAUGUCAACUGGAAAGAGCACACAGUGGAGGAGAUACAGCGUCAGUUUCUGGCACUCUCUGACAAGACCCCCUUACGCACAUGUAUGGAAGGCGAGACAGUCAAACUGAUGGACAUGCUUCUGCAGCAAACCUCAUCUCCUUCACUGGACCUUUGCAGUGAGUCUCAUAUGACAUCUGUUGACUUGAGGAAAGAUAACAGCACAAAGGUCAUCAAAGGUUCAUCCACAGUCAGUCUAAGAGCAAAUUGCUCAAGUGUGCAUCAGUUUGUUGACUAUUUGUCGCCUGCACCUCCUGGAGAACAUGACACCACUGCAGCCAGUAUAGCUAGUGUUCAUGUCAGGUCAAAUAUGAACAGUAAAUCUGUGGAUGGUGAACAGGAUGUGAGUAGUGAGUCAGACACACCUGGAACAGUCAUCUUCAAUAGAAAGCUUCGAGCCAUCUGUGUAAAAUGCAAGAAUGGCUGGGUGGCAUUCAGAAAAGUGGUGUACAAGAAGACAAUGGCAGCUGAAGAUUUCUAUAAUGGCUACCUGUCUAGAGGCAAGAGGAAAUGUGUUCGAUUCCAGAGCUUGCAUAAUGGGCUGUUUAGUCACGAGUACUGGAACUUUGUUCAGCAACCAAAAGCAAAAACUUGAUAAAUUUAAAAAUAAUAAAGUAGGAUUUGGUGUAAAGUUUGGCAUCAUUUUUUUCUUGAAAAGUG
Messenger RNA from Pomacea canaliculata, 1530 nucleotides. RefSeq names its product methionyl-tRNA formyltransferase, mitochondrial-like. Gene Ontology annotation, biological process: biosynthetic process; conversion of methionyl-tRNA to N-formyl-methionyl-tRNA. The transcript is spliced from 10 exons. Bases 134 to 1465 code for a protein of 443 amino acids. Gene Ontology annotation, cellular component: mitochondrion. Gene Ontology annotation, molecular function: methionyl-tRNA formyltransferase activity. The record is from RefSeq and is a predicted model, not a curated record. NCBI's taxonomy places the organism in Eukaryota, Metazoa, Mollusca, Gastropoda, Architaenioglossa, Ampullariidae.